Molecule: messenger RNA, 927 nt
Organism: Colletotrichum spaethianum
Lineage: Eukaryota; Fungi; Ascomycota; Sordariomycetes; Glomerellales; Glomerellaceae
Exons: 2
Coding region: 1-927 (308 amino acids)
Source: RefSeq, a predicted model, not a curated record
AUGUCGCCGUCCCAGUUCAUACCCGCACGCAGCUCCCGUCACCGCAUCGCCUGCGUAGCCCUCUACCGUGCCCUCAUCCGUGAGGCGCGCGCGGUCCCCCUCCCCGACGAUGUCCUCCGCAAGGGCACGCAGCAUCCGAUUCCGCGGCUCGUGAAGAAGGCCUUCGCGCGCAAUCGCACUGAGACGAGCUACCGAAUCGUUUUCUCGGCACUGGGGACAGGGUACAACGACGGCGAGCCCCCGGCCUACGUCUCCCCGCGGUUCCCCGUGCCGCGGGAGAACCUCACUGGUGCGCGGCGCGUGCCAUACGUCGCCAUCACGGCGGAGGGCAUUGCUUUUCUGCGACAGAAGAAGCUGCAGGACCACUCCGUCGCGCUCUACAUCCAGCACAAGACCAAGGUCAAGAGGCGCACGAUGACCCUGCUGCUCAGCUCGAUGCGCGAGGACAUAACGUGGGCUGCGGAAGAGGAUAGGUGGGAGGAGAUUGUGAAGAGGGAAAUGUACGCGGCGCAGCGGCAGGGGGCGCGGAAGACGAGCGCGCGCGCGGGGAGGCCCGACGACCUGGAUAGGUCGGGGAGGGAGAUGCCGGACAAGUUGAAACAGGACGAGAGCUACGGGCAGAUGGUAUUGGAGAACUGGCGGUUUGCGAGCAACAGGCUGACCAGCCUGAUGGAGCAGCAAGCCGCGCGGGCGAAGGCGUUUGUGGAGAUCCACAAGGCGGAGAAGGAGAUGCUCGACAAGGAGAACCAGGCUUACCUGUCGAUGGGACACCGUUGGAUGGUGGACACCCCCGAGAAGAAGAUGCAGAGGCACAAGAAGUUCCGGAUGGACUUUAGGGCGGCCAAGAUUGAGCGGAAGGCGAAGAGGAGGGAGAAGAACAAGUGGCAGAGGGUGAGAGGCUUGGAGCCGGCCCCUGUGGGGGUUUGA